Messenger RNA from Thamnophis elegans (Western terrestrial garter snake), 1767 nucleotides. It is a transcript of the gene BHLHA15, whose product is annotated as basic helix-loop-helix family member a15. Lineage: Eukaryota; Metazoa; Chordata; Lepidosauria; Squamata; Natricidae. The transcript has 2 exons. The record is from RefSeq and is a predicted model, not a curated record. Bases 1017 to 1529 code for a protein of 170 amino acids. Gene Ontology annotation, molecular function: protein dimerization activity.
UCAGAAAGAAGCAACUAGGCGAACCAGUUUGCAACUUGGCCUCGACCCAAAGAGAACAUUAAACUUAACAGCUCUUCCUUUCUCCCUUUCUUUUCAAUCUCUUUAAUUUUUCCCUUGGGUCUUCCCUCGUUCUUCCUAUCUGAGCCAAAUCUAUGGAUCAGAACCUCAGCUUUUGAGCAUCAAAACCUCACACUCCUGGUUUCAGGCUAUGUCCUGGGUUGGCGCUUGCCCCCCCCCACCCCCCCAAGCACAACUGCCCCACCUGUGAGUAUCCCAGAGUUGCAAACGAAGGCAUGUAGGAAUCUCAGCACCUUAAAAGAAAGCUGCGGAACUUCAGAGAAGGUUGCAUUUGGUGCCACCUUCCUUUCCAUGCUCAAAAAAAAAUAAAAAAACCCCGUGCGCAACCAGAGAAAGGCUAGAAGCUGCAGUUGGGCUUGAGACCUCCAAAGUUGGCAUUCAGCACCCCCAACUAUCUGUCUUGCACCAUGCUAGAAGAACCUCCCUGCCCCAAGUUCUGGGCCUCCCAGAAUCCGAGUUGAGCUGCAACCACACGAGGAAAAUAUUCUGCUCCUAACCUUGCCGUUCUUGGCUUAUUUGCAGUAGCCCUGGCCAUGCCAGACUCCGCCUCCCUACCUGUUAGUGCAUUAAAGUGACGUGUCCUAGCCCAGGUGAGCAGUCCGUGGGCAGGCGGGGAUGGGCAGACGGCUGGCUUCCUGGGAGAUGGGCACCCUCUCCUCCUGAGGCCGGGUCUGCGCCUUUUAUGAUCCCGUGCCAGGUUGGAACGGUUGAAGGAUGCCGCCGGCACCUGCUGCAGGAUUCCCCAACUUCCAUGGAUCCUUGCAUGUCUAGAUCAAGAUCUGAUUGAGCUGACAGCUGAGGAAGAUGAAGAUGUAACUAGAUAAAGUUGAUGUCUUUGUUCAAAAAAAAAAAAAAGGAUCCAUCCUUGGGUUGACGUUGGGCCAUCCUUCUGCUAGGAGAUGAACGUCUAAUUCCUAGAUCUUGGGUUUAAACCAAUCAUGAAGGCCAAAAGCAAAGGAACCAAGCGUCGGAACGCCGUCAAUGAAGAGACUUUAGGCCAAGAACUCACCCAGAGCAGAGAUGAUCUUCUGAAAUAUUCAUGGCGCAAGGAGAAGAGGAACAAGGAAAUCCCAAAGGCGGCCUCCAAACUUUCUUGGAACAGCAAGGAUCGGCGCUUGCGGAGGCUGGAGAGCAAUGAGCGUGAACGCCAACGCAUGCACAAGCUCAACAACGCCUUCCAAGCGCUGAGAGAAGUCAUCCCUCACGUCCGAGCGGAGAACAAGCUCUCCAAAAUCGAGACCCUCACGUUGGCUAAGAACUACAUCAAGUCCCUCACCUCCACCAUCCUCAGGAUGACCAAUGGACACCACCCGGUGGUUGAAGGCACGGGCUCGGAAGGAAAGUCCAAACUCUAUGAACACUAUCAACAGCAGUGCGAGGAAGGUGAUGAACCCAAGGAGCAGCUUCAGAAGUACUCCACCCAAAUCCAUAGCUUCAGGCAAGGCAGCUAAAGCUGGCUGCGCACCUGCGAUUGUCUUCCAGGGCCCAAGAAGACAUCCAACCUCCAAGUGGACGUGUGGGAUUUUUCUCCGUAGUUUUGCAAAAUGGAAAGCCAGUUUUGAACUUCUGAUAUAUGAGAGGACCUGGGCAUGCCAUGAAACCCAUCUUACGUUAAGUAUAGAGUCUUAUAGGUCACAUAGGGUCUCCAGCUUGUGCGGGGGAUUGAUUUAGAAGACCUCCAAAGUCCCU